UUUUUAAUGUUCUUGUCUUCGUCGUCGUCCUUGCAUUGCUUGGUCACAAUCGUGCACUACACAUUCAUCGGUUGUUUGUGAUGAAUAGUUUGCCACCUAUAAAUAGGACAUAUGAGCUUCUGUCCUUCACCAUUAGAACUUAAUUUAAAGCUCACAUCAUUUCAAAAAUACAAAGAACACUAGAGCUUCCUGUAACUUCCAAAUAUGACGAUAGUAGAAAUGUGUGUGCAUAUGGAUUGUCCGGGGUGCGAGAGCAAGAUAAAGAAAGCUCUGAAGAAGUUACCUGGAGUUGAUGAGGUGGACAUAGAUAUGAAGCUGCAAAAGGUGACGGUUAUGGGAUGGGCAGAGCAAAAGAAGGUUUUGAAAGCGGUUAGGAAGACAGGAAGGAGGGCUGAGCUGUGGCCAUAUCCAUACAACCCUGAAUACCAUGCAUUCUCACGCCAAUAUGCCAACCACACCAACACCAUGACCUCUUCUUCCUCCUCUUCUUACAACUACUACCACCAUGGUUACACUUUUGCCGAUGACUUUGGCUAUUACCGAAAGCCUAUUGCUGCUUCCAUCGUUAGUGACAAGGCCAUGGCUAUCUUCAGCGACGAAAACCCUCAUGCUUGUUCUAUUAUGUGAUCUCACCAUUAUGUAAUAUUUCUUAUUGAUUUGUAUGCUUGUUUGUCAAAAUAUAUAUGAGAUAUCUAAGUUACAUAAAAUAUAAAAAUUACUUGAGUUGCUUAUUAACCAAGUCUUAAGUGUCUAACAUGCGAAGACAAUAUUAU
This is a messenger RNA of Arachis stenosperma, 773 nucleotides long. Its product is annotated as heavy metal-associated isoprenylated plant protein 28-like. Gene Ontology annotation, molecular function: metal ion binding. The transcript is spliced from 3 exons. The record is from RefSeq and is a predicted model, not a curated record. Lineage: Eukaryota; Viridiplantae; Streptophyta; Magnoliopsida; Fabales; Fabaceae. The coding region runs from base 205 to 627 and encodes 140 amino acids.